Molecule: messenger RNA, 666 nt
Organism: Ostertagia ostertagi
Lineage: Eukaryota; Metazoa; Nematoda; Chromadorea; Rhabditida; Trichostrongylidae
Source: the annotation of a GenBank genome assembly
AUGACUGAACAUCCGGUGUUCACAUGGGUAGAGAACAUUUGUGUGGUGUACUUCUCAAUGGAGUACGUGCUGCGAUUUCUGGUCGCUCCACGAAAAGUCGCAUUUGCACGGCAGUUUCUCAACGUCAUCGAUAUGUUAUCCAUAGCACCGUUCUACUUCGAGAUGCUCCUUUGGCUGCGGCCGUCAAGUUGGCGUCACGCCCCAGAAGUCACCAUCGUUUCCAAGCCUAAUUGGGCAAACCAAGAAAGAAGGGCUGCUAUUCAUCGAUGUCAACUAUUAAGAGCAUUUUCAGGAUUGGCGAAUUUUGCACUGACAAUACGGAAGUCCAAAAAGCAAAUGCAAAUGGUGGGCGUGGUCAUGGUUACGGUAGUGAUUUUCUUCUCCACUCUUAUCUACUUCCUCGAGCGAGACGAACCAGACACGAAAUUCAGCAGCAUACCUGCUACCUUCUGGUGGUGCGUGGUUACGAUGGCUACGGUUGGAUACGGUGAUUUGGUCCCGGUCACGGUCGCAGGAAAACUGGUCGGAACUGGUGCGAUAGUAUGCGGUGUAAUGGUGCUUGCAUUACCGAUCACGAUUAUGGUGAACAACUUCAUGCAAGUGGUGAAGUUACGGGAAGAGAAAAUUGUCAAGAAAUAUGCUCAACAGCACGGUGAUCAAGUCUGA